AACGCGGUCCCCAUAGCAUCGUGCCAAUAAUGAGGAAGUUUAAGUAGCAGACGUUACACGGGAUCACGGUUCCACGGAAAGGUUUCGAUCGUGCCGUGGAGCGUAAUAAAUCUGUCGCUGUCUGAUCUAUAAAAGACCCGAUAACUCACCAGCGGUACGUUUAGUGUGACAGUGCCAGUGACAUCUGCCAGUGAUCUACGAUACGAGGAAACGUGUUAAAAUGAGUGAUUUCAUUACAUUAUCCUUGCUGCUGGUUGUGCUGCUGGCGAGUUGGAUAGGUUGGCGGCUGAAACACAGGAAGCAUUAUCGAACAUCCAGUGAUCUGGAGGGUCCCCGGGACUAUCCGCUGAUCGGUAGUGCCCAUCUGUUCUUUGGCAAAAGUACGGAGGAACAGUUCCGGUGCAUCAUCGAGAUCAGCCAAUCGUACCGGUCACCGUGCCGUGUCUGGCUCGGUCCGAAGCUGUUUGUGUUCAUCGACAACGCGGACGAUCUGCAGACGGUACUGACCUCAGCCAGUUGCCUAGAGAAGGCGGACGUGUAUCGGUUCUUCAAGUGUGAGGCUGGCCUUUUCUCCGCCCCGGUGUCCGUAUGGCGAACGCAUCGCAAGUAUCUAAGUCCAUGCUUCAACACCAAGAUACUGGCCAGUUUUGUGUCGGUUUUCAAUGAAAAAAGUGUCGUGCUGUUGGACCAGCUGAGGUCACAUGUGGAUCAGCGCACAUUGUUCAACGUGUACGAGUACAUCGCCAAGUGUACGUUAGACAUGAUUUGUGCGACGACCCUCGGUACUGAUAUGAACCUCCAGAACGAGGAAGGUGACGAGUACAUCGCAGCAAUUGAGAAGUGUUCGGAGUUGCUUAACCAUCGGUUGUACAAAGUGUGGCUACACCCGGAACCUAUCUAUCGGCUGACGGACGCUUUCAAAGUGCAGCAGCAGUGCUACGAUACGGCGUACAAGAUGUCUCGUAAGGUGCUCGCUUUGCGCAACAACGAACUGCGCGAAGUUACCCAAGGAAGCCGCGUACGGCCGUCGAAAGACGAGCAGUUUCAGCCCGACGAUGAUCAAUCCCGGAAGCCACAGAUCUACAUCGAUCAGUUGUUUCGGAUUGCUGGUGAAACGAAGAAUGUGUUUGAUGAGCAGGCGAUCAAGGAUGAAAUCGAUACGAUCAUUUUAGGAGGUCAAGAGACCUCAGCCCUUACGCUCUCGCACGUUGUAUUGAUGCUGGCCAUUCACCAGGAGGUACAGCAAAAGGUGUACGAAGAGAUGCUGAGCGUCAUUCCAGGAAACCAGGACGUACUUAACGAACAUCUGCCCCAGCUGGUGUACAUGGAGAUGGUACUGAAGGAAACGAUGCGCCUUUUCCCCGUUGGACCAAUGAUUGGCCGUCAGUGUACGGAAGAUACGCAGAUUUCACGCACCGUCAUUCCCAAGGGUGUUACCGUGGUGCUCGGUAUCUUCAACAUUCAACGAAAUCCGGAACACUGGGGACCGAGGGCGGACCAGUUUGAUCCGGAAAAUUUCAGCCCCGAGAGGAUGGCCGAUCGGCACCCGUACUGCUUUCUCCCGUUCAGUGCCGGUCCGCGGAAUUGCAUCGGCUAUCGGUACGGUUUGAUGUCGAUGAAGGUGAUGCUGUGCCAGAUGCUGCGUGCUUACAGGUUUUCCACCGAUCUGACGAUGGAUCAGCUAACGCUAAAGCUAAGCAUCACGCUCAAGAUUACCAACAAACACAUGGUUCGCAUAGUGCGAAGGCAAAACACCAAGAAUGUAAAUACAAAUGACCUUCCAUAGUGGUAGUUAAUAAUUACGAUUGAUACAAAAGUUCUCCAAAGUACUCUAUCUGAUUUGUUUUGCUCAUUAAUAUUGGAA
Messenger RNA from Anopheles darlingi, 1864 nucleotides. RefSeq names its product cytochrome P450 4C1-like. Gene Ontology annotation, molecular function: heme binding; oxidoreductase activity, acting on paired donors, with incorporation or reduction of molecular oxygen; monooxygenase activity. The record is from RefSeq and is a predicted model, not a curated record. Lineage: Eukaryota; Metazoa; Arthropoda; Insecta; Diptera; Culicidae. Bases 221 to 1786 code for a protein of 521 amino acids. The transcript has 4 exons.